UACACAUGCCAAAAGAUGGAUUCCAACUUAUAUCUUCUGGAUACCAAGCAUGGCUAAAGCAGUGCUCUAUGCCCAGAUCUCUGUGGCUGGGCUGCUCCAGCCUGGCGGACAGCAUGCCCUCGCUGCGAUGCCUGUAUAACCCAGGGACUGGCGCACUCCCAGCUUUCCAGAAUUCUUCUGAGAGAGAAGACUGUAAUAAUGACGAGCCCCCUAGGAAGAUCAUUCCCGAGAAGAAUUCACUUAGACAGACCUACAACAGCUGUGCCAGACUGUGCUUAAACCAGGAAACAGUGUGUCUAGGAAGCACUGCUAUGAAGACUGAAAAUUGUGUGGCCAAAACCAAACUUGCCAAUGGCACUUCCAGUAUGAUUGUGCCCAAGCAAAGAAAACUGUCUGCAAGCUAUGAGAAGGAGAAGGAGCUCUGUGUCAAGUAUUUUGAACAGUGGUCCGAGUCUGACCAGGUGGAGUUUGUGGAGCACCUCAUCUCCCAGAUGUGUCACUACCAGCACGGACAUAUAAACUCAUACCUCAAACCCAUGUUACAGAGGGACUUCAUCACUGCGCUGCCAGCUCGGGGAUUGGACCACAUUGCCGAGAACAUUCUGUCCUACCUGGAUGCCAAAUCAUUGUGUGCUGCUGAGCUGGUGUGCAAGGAGUGGUACCGGGUGACAUCGGAUGGCAUGCUGUGGAAGAAGUUGAUCGAGAGAAUGGUCAGGACGGACUCGCUGUGGAGGGGGUUGUCAGAGAGGAGAGGAUGGGGACAAUACCUACUUAAAAAUAAGCCUCCUGAUGGGACUGCACCCCCCAACUCCUUCUACAGAGCACUUUACCCCAAAAUUAUACAGGACAUAGAGACAAUAGAGUCAAACUGGCGGUGUGGAAGGCACAGUUUACAGAGAAUCCACUGCCGAAGUGAGACGAGCAAAGGGGUUUACUGUUUACAAUAUGAUGAUCAGAAGAUAGUAAGUGGCCUAAGAGACAACAGUAUCAAGAUCUGGGAUAAGAAUACAUUGGAAUGCAAGCGAAUUCUCACCGGACACACGGGUUCUGUCCUGUGCCUCCAGUAUGAUGAACGGGUGAUCAUUACUGGAUCUUCAGACUCAACGGUCAGGGUGUGGGAUGUGAACGCAGGCGAGAUGCUGAAUACACUGAUUCACCACUGUGAAGCAGUACUGCACCUCCGCUUUAAUAACGGCAUGAUGGUGACGUGUUCCAAAGACCGUUCCAUUGCUGUGUGGGACAUGGCUUCCCCAACAGAUAUCACCCUGAGGAGGGUGCUAGUAGGGCACCGAGCUGCUGUCAACGUAGUGGACUUUGAUGACAAGUACAUUGUAUCAGCAUCAGGUGACAGAACUAUAAAGGUGUGGAACACUAGUACCUGUGAAUUUGUGCGCACCUUAAAUGGCCACAAACGAGGCAUUGCGUGUCUGCAGUACAGAGAUAGGCUAGUAGUGAGCGGCUCUUCGGAUAAUACUAUCAGGCUGUGGGAUAUCGAGUGCGGGGCAUGUUUACGAGUACUGGAAGGCCACGAAGAGUUGGUGAGAUGUAUACGCUUUGAUAACAAGAGGAUAGUCAGCGGUGCAUAUGAUGGGAAAAUUAAAGUGUGGGAUCUGGUGGCUGCUUUGGAUCCCCGUGCUCCAGCAGGGACCCUCUGCCUGCGAACCCUUGUGGAGCAUUCUGGAAGGGUCUUUCGACUUCAGUUUGACGAAUUCCAGAUCGUCAGCAGCUCACAUGAUGACACCAUCCUCAUCUGGGAUUUUCUGAAUGAUCCAGCUGCCCAAGCAGAAUCCACUCGUUCCCCGUCCAGAACAUACACCUACAUCUCAAGAUAAAUAACACUACACUGUACCUCACACUUGCACAGGACUCAUUUAAGCUGCAGUAUUUAAAUUAUCUGCCAAUGCCAGGACAAAAGAACUAUCCACGUAACCAAUACUUGCUGAAGAGAGAGGCUCUCAGACUUGUUUCUGGAACAAAGUUGGCAUGCGGUUGAUCUCAGACAGGGUCUACUCAGCGCGGCUGACUGCUAAAGUGCUGCUAUAUCAGAAGAUGACUUUUAUCUUUCAUGAACAAUUAACAUUUUUAAACCUUCCCUUUUUUUCCCUUCCCUUUUUCCCCCUCCUCCCCAUCUUCCUUUUCACUCCUCUUCCCUCUACCCUGUUUGGUUCCCUUCCAGCCCCAGUCACAGAUGUCCUAUGAAUAUAUUUAAGAUGUUGCCAGAAUGUGUUGCUUUGCUGUUAAGCAGAAGACUUGUAGCCACAGUGCACCCUGCUGAGAGAGUCAC
Messenger RNA from Struthio camelus australis, 2284 nucleotides. The record is from RefSeq and is a predicted model, not a curated record. NCBI's taxonomy places the organism in Eukaryota, Metazoa, Chordata, Aves, Struthioniformes, Struthionidae.